Colias croceus (clouded yellow) is the source of this 2675-nucleotide messenger RNA. RefSeq names its product another transcription unit protein (gene Atu). Lineage: Eukaryota; Metazoa; Arthropoda; Insecta; Lepidoptera; Pieridae. The transcript is spliced from 11 exons. Gene Ontology annotation, biological process: positive regulation of transcription elongation by RNA polymerase II; transcription elongation by RNA polymerase II. Gene Ontology annotation, cellular component: nucleus; Cdc73/Paf1 complex. The coding region runs from base 130 to 2205 and encodes 691 amino acids. Gene Ontology annotation, molecular function: RNA polymerase II C-terminal domain phosphoserine binding. The record is from RefSeq and is a predicted model, not a curated record.
GUUGUAUUUUCUAACCUUAAACCUAUCAACAUUUUUAUUUGAACGAAAGUUAUGAAAUAAAUGUAAAAUCGUGUAAACUUUUGUUUUGUGUUUAUUUAAUGUGCAUGUUUCGGUACAUAACACGAUAAAAUGGCUCCUCAAACGCGCCGGGGUGCUGUAGAUACAGACUCGGGAUCAGAUUCAGACAGUGGCUCCAGUGCAAGUCGCAGUAAGAGUCCCAGUCCUGCACCAUCUGGCAAAGAAGGGAGUAGGUCUCGAUCUGGCUCCCGCAGUCCUGCAAAAUCUGGUAGCGAAUCUCCCAAAUCAGCAAAAUCUGCCCGCUCUAGGAAAUCGUCAAACGCGUCAAAUGCUUCUCGAAGUAAAUCAAACUCUCCCGCUGCUUCUAACCGCUCAGGGUCCGCUCAUAGCAAUAAAUCGGGUUCCUCGAGCCCUAAAUCUCAUGCCUCUGGCAGUCCUCGUAGGUCGAGAUCCCGAAGUGGAUCCGGUAGCGCAAGAUCCCGGUCCGGAAGCGCUAGAUCUCGUUCAGGAAGCCCUAAAUCCGGGCCCAGAACGCCGAAAUCUCGCUCCCAAAGUCCAAAGUCUAGAUCACAAAGUCCCAAGUCCAGGUCACAAUCGAAGUCGCCAGGUCCCAAAGCUAAAAGCAGAUCGCGAUCCGGCAGCGGCAGUCCGAAGAGUAGAAAGUCAAGAUCGAGGUCUGGCAGUGCGUCUUCAAGGUCCAAAAGUCCAGUGGGUCGACAGAAUGACAGCGGAUCUAAUUCGCCGAACCUUAUGAUUGAUGAUCCACAAGAAAAGGCUAAAUCAAAGAGUAGAUCCAGAUCAGGAUCCAGACACUCAAAAUCUCGAUCACGCAGUAAAUCUAAGUCGAAGAGUCGAUCGCGCUCACGAUCAAAGAGCUCAAAUGCUUCUGAAGCAGUAGUUGACAAGAAGAAAAGAGCAGUUUUAUCAGACUCGGAGAGUGAUGCAGAGAAAGCCAGCAAGAGAAAGAAGGACUCCGACAGUGGGUCGGACACGAGUGGAAAGCCGAAGAAGAAGACAAAGAAACUUGAGGACUCUGAUGAGGAAAAUCAGGAAAAGGCUGGUGAUAAUGUAACCGCCGACGCGCUUUUCGGUGACGCGUCUGACAUAAGUUCUGACGAAGACAAGGGGAAAAGGUCUGACAGAUCCCGGUCUCGAUCGAGGUCCAGAAGCCGCAGCCGGGAUAAGUCUGAUGAUGAGAAACGCUCUGAUGAUGAACGGAAGAGUGGUGAUGAGGAAAACCGCGAGAAACCCGAAGAGGAGGAGGAAGUAGAAAUCCCGGAGACGCGUAUAGAUGUUGACAUGCCGAAAAUAUGGACAGAGCUCGGCAAGGAGCUGCACUUUGUGAAAUUGCCCAAUUUCUUGUCAGUGGAGACGAGGCCGUAUGAUCCCAGCACGUAUGAAGAUGAAAUUGACGAGGAGGAGACUUUGGAUGAAGAAGGUCGAGCAAGGCUAAAACUCAAGGUCGAAAAUACGAUACGCUGGCGCACAGUGUUCGACAAAGAAGGCAAUGCAGUAAAGGAGUCCAACGCUAGAAUGGUGAAAUGGUCGGAUGGUAGUAUGUCCUUGCAUCUGGGAUCGGAGAUAUUCGACGUGUAUAAACAGCCUUUGCAUGGCGACCACAACCAUCUCUUCGUGCGCCAAGGUACCGGUCUGCAAGGGCAAGCGGUGUUCCGUACGAAACUGUCGUUCAGACCGCACUCUACGGAUUCCUUCACGCACAGAAAGAUGACAUUGUCCGUAGCGGACAGAUCUACUAAGACAUCGGCUAUUAAGAUACUGUCGCAAGUCGGUACAGACCCCGAUGCGGAUAGGAAGUAUCAGCUCAAGAAAGAAGAAAUGGAGCUCCGCGCGGCCAUGCGUUCUCGCGCACACGCGCGGCCCAAGCGGCGCGCGGGGGGCGGGGCCGGCGGGGGCGGGGGAGGGGGGCGGGGACGGGACGAUAGCGACGACGAGGGGGGCGUGUCGCUGGCUGCUAUUAAGAAUAAAUACAAGCAGGGACAGAAGGCACAAGCCUCAGCGAUCUACUCCUCUGAAUCAGACGCAUCAGACAUGGAAACCCGUCGAGCUCGUAGACUGGACAGAGCCAAAGCUCUCAAAGACUCUGACGACGAAGGCAGCGAGGGGGGGGACAAUAACGCGUCACAAGCGAGCCACAGCCCGUCGCAUGAGGAGAGUGGCAGUGAAUAGUGCUAGAGGAUAGUGGGACGGGAUAGUGAUGUCACAGAACUUUGAUGAAUGAAAUGACACUACUGCAUAAAGAACUUACAAAAUGUUAAAAAAGAUGAUGGAGGCGCCUUUGUGGGGAUAAUAACGCAUCAAAGGAACGCAUUGACUAUCCCAUUAAUGAUGCGGGAUAGUGAAAUUAUGAUUGAAAGGGACUUUAUUUGAGUAGAAUUUUUAUUCAGUACUACAAAUUAAUGUUGUAAAAAUGUAAAGUUAUGCUAGUUAUUCUAAUAUCAGCUCAAGAACGACUAAACCGAUUUUAAUGAUUUCAGUGUUUCAGUAUUUGGUUGUAACUUGUAAAAGAAAUAUAAAUGUGACUGCUACUUUGAGAAAAAGGCGUGAGUGAGGACUUUAGAAUAAGUAUUUUUAUUAUUUACUUGUAAAUAGUUAUUGUAAUAGUUUUAUUACUGAAUAAAUAAAUGAUAAAAAUCCAA